Messenger RNA from Copidosoma floridanum, 2738 nucleotides. It is a transcript of the gene Tes, whose product is annotated as testin LIM domain protein. NCBI's taxonomy places the organism in Eukaryota, Metazoa, Arthropoda, Insecta, Hymenoptera, Encyrtidae. Gene Ontology annotation, molecular function: zinc ion binding. The record is from RefSeq and is a predicted model, not a curated record.
GAAAGCGUUUAGAUAGAGUUUCGAUAUUGGUUAUUGGUUUCAGUUGGUGAAACAAGUUGACAAUUCAAGGGGCGCCUUGCAGUUGGAUCGGUGUGUGUCUCGGUACAUCCAGGCAUUAAUUACAAGACGUGGCACGGCUUAUGUUUAUAUUGUUUGGGCUGCAGUUGUAUGCACUCGUGUUUCACGAGCACGUGUGUUUAUCGCGAAAAUCGGAUAAAGAUAUUUAAUAGUGUUAUAGGACAUAAAUAAAAAUACACGCAUUCGAGGGUUCGAAAUGAGUAAUCGUGGUGCAAGUGAGGCGGGACAGGAGGACUACAGGCCCAAAUGGUUGCAGGAGCUCGAAAAUCGAAAGCGAAAGCAACGCCUUGGCCACGAGGUGGGCGCCGGCGCCCCGUGCCUAAGCUGCGAGUCGUCGUGUCCUGGACUGGAUCUGCACUUUUGGCGCAAGAUAUGCAAAAACUGCAAGUGCCGCGGCGACGAGCACGACUUUGACGACGACGAGUUCCCUCAGUUCGAGCUCCUCUUCGGGCCCAACGUCAAGAGCCGGAGGAAAAACAAUUCCGUCCUGCUAAAAGUAAACGACAAGAAGCAAACGCAGGAGGAAACUUCGUUCGAGUGGGUGCCACCCGAGACGACGGAGGAGCUGGCCGCCGACUACAUGAAGGCCCUGCCCUUGGAUAAGUUACCGAUCUCCGGCUCGUCGGGCGCGGCUUUCAGGAAGCAACAGCUCCAGAAGCAGCUGCCUCUGCACGACAUCGACCACACGGCCUGCGCCGGCCUCGAUGACGACGAGAGAAAGGAGUUCGACAAGUACCUCAACAAUCUCAAGAGAUGUGCCGGACAGGGCAGGGUUUCCAAGUUGAUGACCAUCCGGCCGUUCGAUCAGUCCCUGAUGACACCAGCCAACGCCACGGACGUCCAGCGUUUCAGUCCCCAGCACAGCCAGCAGCUGACAAGAAACAACGGCACAUCGAGCCUCCGCACGCCUAGUAGCUUCAUCCCUAAGGGACUGCCGGAUAGGCCGUCACCAGACACUUCAGGUUCCAGUGAACCAGUGCAUAAGUUUGCAUCCCCGGUUAUCGGCAGCGGUCCCAUGCCCGUGGACUCUAGUCGCUACCAUCACGCCCUGGCCAACGUCUCGUGCAACGCUAGCUUGGCUCAGUCGACAGACGUGCCCGUCGGGGUCUGUCAUUCUCCCGGUUGUCCGUUGACACCGAGUAGACAGCAACGACCGUCACCCUGCGAGUUGAGGUACUCCAGAAAUCCCGGCUUGAUCGCUUCCGAGGAACGGGUCCAGGUCGGCGCGGCAGGCACGGCUCGAGCAAUACGAAAAGCUCGCGUGGAAGGUCUCGGCGGACAGGUCGAGCAGGGCCUGGAGUUCUCGAGCGAGCUGCCGGCAGCUAGCUGUGCCCAACUGGCCGAGCAAAUGCUGUCUGAGGCCUUACUGCCGCCGAGCAACGUCAACGCCGGGGACAUCGUGGGCAGCAGUCUGAACGAGGACGGACUCGCCCACAUCAGGGGAAAGCUCAGCGACAAGUACGGCAACGGCCGGCAGGCUCCCCGAGACCUUGUCGUCAGUGGCCAGCAUCCGGCGGCUGCAGUCUCGGCUUCCGAGGAUAUAAAAAGAUGCAGCGCGGAAAUAGCGAAAGAAUUCGAGAGCAAGCCAACAACAGCAGCUGGGAGCCCGAUGGACGUGAGCGCGGUGAGAAACAACCAGUCGGUCUACGGUACACGCGCCGAGCGGCUCCCAGUCGAGCUGAACACCUCGCUGCCGGUCCAAUCGAGCCUGAUUCACUCGGAGGCUCUGAACAAUCCAGUUUUCCCGGAGGAAGCUGUCGGCGGCGCCUCGACGGCUUACCAGAACCAGGAGCACAUUGACCAGCUACAGAACGAGCUCCAGGCUAUGAAGAUGAGCACACACGGGAGACGCGAGUGCACCAGGUGCGAGGACGACAUAUACCCAGGUCAGGUGGUCGUGACCGCUGACAAGAUCAAGGACGCCGUCUGGCAUCCCGGCUGUUUCAAGUGCUGUGCCUGCAACGAGCUGCUCGUCGAUCUAGUGUACUUUACGUACAAGGGCAGGCUCUACUGUGGGAGGGACCUGGCCAAGCUCCUGGAGAUCCCGAGGUGUCACGCUUGCGACGAGCUCAUUUUUGUACGGGAGUAUACUGUGGCCGAGGGCAACAACUACCACGUAAAGCACUUUUGUUGCUGGGACUGCGACACUCCGCUGGCAAACCGCCAGUACGUCACGGAAAACGACCGGCCACUCUGUUUGCCGUGCUAUCAGAAGUACUACGCCAAGACGUGCAACGCCUGUGACAGCGUCAUUGCUGCGGAUCAGCAGGGUGUUGCCGUUAAGGGUUUGGAUUUUCACGCCAACGAUACUUGCUUCUGCUGCUUCACCUGCAAAAAGAGCCUUCUGGGCGGACAGAUAGCCGUCAAGGAAAACAAAUUGCUCUGCAGCAAGGAAUGCAUCGCUGAAUUUCUGCAGAGGAAAAAAAUGGGCAGAUGAAAUUUUGCGAGCACCCGCGUGUCGAGUUAACCAGUUCAACGGUGUCAUUUCAAAUUAAUUUAUAUUUUGUAUUAUAAAGUCAAACAAACGCAAAAAAGAAAAAAGAGGGCUUUUUAGCAUUUAAGUUUCUUUGUUUUAUACGUACUAGAUUACAUAACGAUUACAAUAUAUUAGUUUCACGAUUAAUUCCAAAAAAGUCAAUAGUAAAUAUUACAAAUUUUAA